AUGGAUAUGAAUUUCGUUAGUCCUACUUUUCCAAAAUCGACAAAACCAAAACAACGACGUCGAGAAUUAUCAGAAGAAGAAGUUGAAGAAAUUAAAGAGGCAUUUGAACUAUUUGAUAAUGAUAAAGACAAUGAAUUAGAUUAUCAUGAAUUUAAAGUUGGUCUUCGGGCACUAGGUUUCGAUGUAUACAAAGCUGAAGCACAAAAACUUUUACGUGAUUAUGAUCGAUUAGGAAAAAAUAAAAUUAAUUAUCAAGAUUUUCAUGAAGUUGCUGCUGACAUGAUGCUUCAACGUGAUUCACGAGAGGAAAUUCUUAAAGCAUUCAAAUUAUUUGAUGAUGAUGAUACGGGUAAAAUAUCGUUGAAAAAAUUGAGACGUGUUGCAAGAGAAUUAGGAGAUAAUGUGAAUGAAGAUGAAUUAAAAGCAAUGAUAGAUGAAUUUGAUUUGGAUGGUGAUGGUGAAAUAAACUUCGACGAAUUUCUGGCUAUGCUAAAUUCAGAUUAA
Messenger RNA from Didymodactylos carnosus, 504 nucleotides. NCBI's taxonomy places the organism in Eukaryota, Metazoa, Rotifera, Eurotatoria, Philodinida, Philodinidae. The record is from the annotation of a GenBank genome assembly.